Messenger RNA from Staurois parvus, 407 nucleotides. Lineage: Eukaryota; Metazoa; Chordata; Amphibia; Anura; Ranidae. The record is from the annotation of a GenBank genome assembly.
UAUCUGAUUGGUAGGCAUAUCUUUCCAUUGCUAUUAGACCUUCUUUUUACUAGGAGGCAGGGGCGGGCUGACCAUUUGGAAACUUGGGCACUGCCUGAGGGCCCGGGGUCACUAGGGGGCCCCAUGAGGUGCCCCUGGUACCUAUUUCAUAGGCUUUUUUUAGUUUGGGCAAGGACACAGGGGCCUCAUGAUCCCCUAUUGCCCGGGGGCCCCAUGAGUUGUCAGUCCGCCCCUGCUAGGUGGUCAUUUAUAUCUGGUGAGUUUGCUUGGCCCCUGGGGAUUCCUGAAAGAUAGGGCCCGGGGUCAGUAGGGGGCCCCAUAAAAUGCCUCUGGUACCUUUUAUAGGCUUUUUUGGUUUGGGCAAGGACACAGGGGCCCCAUGAUCCCCUAUUGCCCGGGGGCCCCAU